UGACCAAUAACAGCACGGCAGAGCGUCAAGGUAGUUAGGCUGGGAGUGUUCGUGUGCCGGUGGUUUAUUUUAAAGGUCAUACAUGCGACGGUUGUCAAGUUGUUGUAAGGAAAGUAUUAUUGAAGUGACCCCAGGACCAUGUCGGCAGAGCUGCCCCGUGACAUCAACAUCCGCGAGCCUCGGUGGGACCAGGGCACAUUCAUGGGUCGGGCCCAGCACUUCUUCACCGUCACCGACCCUCGAAACGUCCUCCUGUCUAGCGAGACUCUGGAAGACGCGCGGGUGACAGUGGAGAGCUACAGGCGUGGCAUCGUGAAGCCAGGCCUGACCGAGGACCAGCUGUGGAGGGCCAAGUAUAUCUAUGACUCUGCUUUCCACCCGGAUACCGGCGAGAAGAUGCUUCUGGUUGGCCGCAUGUCUGCGCAGGUGCCCAUGAACAUGACGAUCACUGGCUGCAUGCUCACCUUUUACAGGACCACUCCAGCUGUGGUGUUCUGGCAGUGGGUGAACCAGUCCUUCAACGCCGUCGUCAACUACACCAACCGCAGCGGGGAUGCUCCGCUCACUGUAAAUCAGCUGGGAGCUGCGUAUGUCAGUGCCACCACUGGGGCUGUAGUCACAGCACUGGGGCUGAAGUCUCUUACCAAGCACCUGCCUGCUAUUAUGGGCCGGUUUGUUCCCUUUGCUGCGGUUGCUGCUGCCAAUUGCAUAAAUAUCCCCUUCAUGAGACAGAGGGAACUGAAGUACGGCAUCCCGGUGACAGACGAGAACGGCAACCGAUUGGGUGAAUCCACCAAGGCAGCCCAGCAGGCCAUCUUUCAGGUGGUCGUGUCUCGGAUCGGCAUGGCUGUGCCAGCCAUGGCUAUCCCGCCUGUCAUCAUGAACGCACUGGAGAAGAAAGCUUUCCUGAAGAGGUUUCCUGUGCUCAACGCACCGGUGCAGGUGGGCCUAGUGGGAAUUUGUCUGGUGUUUGCCACUCCGCUGUGUUGCGCCCUGUUUCCCCAGAAGAGCUCCAUGGCAGUGAGCAGCCUGGAGGCAGAGCUCCAGCAGCAGGUGGCUGAGAUCAGUCCCAGCACUGUCACAGUGUACUUCAACAAGGGCCUGUAGCUGGCCGGCCCAGUGCCGGGCCCCCUACAGGCACAAGAGGGGCAAUGCACCGGCAAGCCACAGUGUGCCACUGGUCAUUCCUGAGGUAUUUGGACAGUGUGACUUCAAGCCAGUUACACAGUCUGCUUUACAGUUACAAGAAGUCCGUUUUAUAAGGCAGACUGGGUGGUACGCCACAGUCCCUGUAAAAACCACAUUACAGUGUUCCAUAUGUGCCAUGUGCUGUGUUCUGUUUUAGCCUGAAAGGGCAGCUGGACACACUUUCAGUGUCACACACUCACGCAAGAUGUUACGACAAAUCUAUAUUAUUCCAUUAUAGACCUAAAAUUAGCUACAUCGAAAGCGUUGGGGUAGUUUGCAAACCCUAGACCAUUUACAAGGUAAUCAAACUGUUACAUACACGUAAUUGUGUGCGCGUGUGUGUGCAGACUUGUCUCGAAUUGAAAACCCUGCUCAUUUCAUUUCAGUCACUCCAUCAGCACAAGUAUUUUAAAUGCUCACUUUUGAUUUCCAGAAGCAUCUGUGCAGGAAACGCAGAGUACAGCUGGCAGGGCGAAACCUGGCCGAUUGUUACCAAUUAGAAUGUCUUCCAGCUGACAGUGUGUGUGUGUGCAGGAAUCCGCUGUGGGUUGUACACUUGCCAUGGUCAGUGUGACCAGCCCGCUGCAUGUGGUGCUUCCCCUUCCCUCUCAGCACACCCCUGUAGCGUAUUUACCUCGUGUGCAGUUUCGGAGACGUCGUAACGGUAUCGUGACCAAACCUAUGCAUCCGUGAGGCUCUUUCAGUGUUCUGUACAGCCGCUGUGUGCUUUCUGUGGUCCAGUAGUAGAAAACUCACAUCGGAGAUCCUUUUAAAACCUUUAAGGCUGCGAGCAGGCUGGCGUCCUGCAGAACAGCCACUCAUGUUCGAUAUCAGGUGUUACAAAGCCUCCUUAAUGUGGCCACUGGCCGGGAGCCUGUGCAGGCAGAUCUGGCUCUUACAUGGUUUCCCUCAUUAAUCUCCAAUAUGAUGGUGAUGGUGUCACAAGUCACAAUCUUUGCACGCUGGGACUGAGCACCUUCCCUUGAUACACACUUAUGGGGGUCAGGCCACACGCAAAAGGAAAACAUUUGCCAAAGAUUGAAAUGGAUCUUCUGCACAGGUUCUAGGCCACCGUUUCUCAGCCUGGCUGAGAAACACUGUUCCUUGCCAUCAUUUUUAAACCAGUGCUUUGUGGCUUAGGUGUUCAAAAGAUUUUAAGUCUUAGUUUCUCUUCUCAAAAACAGUACAAUCAAUUAGUGUAAUUCACGGGAUGAAUUUGCUUUUUAGCUGAAGCCACCAGCAGGAAUUGUUUGAAAUGGCUGUUUAAAGGCACAAACGUCUAAUAUGCAAAGUGACUGAGGGUAAUCAUCUCAGUGUUGUAUUGAUUGUGUGCACUGAAUGUGUGUAAUAAAGGGAUGGGGAACAAACACGCUGUC
Messenger RNA from Paramormyrops kingsleyae, 2564 nucleotides. RefSeq names its product sideroflexin 3 (gene sfxn3). The record is from RefSeq and is a predicted model, not a curated record. Gene Ontology annotation, cellular component: mitochondrial inner membrane. NCBI's taxonomy places the organism in Eukaryota, Metazoa, Chordata, Actinopteri, Osteoglossiformes, Mormyridae. Gene Ontology annotation, molecular function: monoatomic ion transmembrane transporter activity. Gene Ontology annotation, biological process: monoatomic ion transport; serine import into mitochondrion.